AUGUCUAAAAGCAACCGUGUAUUCCAAUUCGAAGGCAACGACAAUGAUUACAUAGCCUUCCUUGAGAGUCGGCUUUCAGCUGCAUUAACCCAAGGAACUUGCCAGGCUUUUAUUGGCUCUGCGACUUCGUUAUGCGAUGCUUCUGUGACCAUAUCAUCGGAUCCUCAGCCGAGUACUUCUAUGACUUCAUUAGCGGACUCUCCGCACGGUACUUCAGCUAUAGCAUCAACAUCAACAUCAACAGCAGACUCUCAGCUUAGUACAACGGACUCUCGGCUCAGUGACUAUCCAAAUGGAUGUUCAGAGUUUCGGGCUUCUUGUCCAACCAGUCCUCAUUCGACCGGACGACCUCCUUUGUCUACUAGAGGUGAUCUCAAAAUUCUAUACUAUGACCCGAUUCAAAACCGCGACAGCGAUCUUCCCGGCAAUGCUCUCUCCAAGUUGCCAUCCUUUAAGCAAACAUCGGUCGUUGAAGUCCAAGGCAUGAAGGAGCUCAGAAAUUUCAUUGAGGACGUUACGAAGAAUGCUCGUUGGAUCAAGAAGAAGAAAGAGCUUGGAUUAUCUCGCCCAGAAGUCAAUCGAGAUAUCAUUGACGCGCUGUGUGGUCGACCGUUAACCUCAAACCUACGCGAUGAGUCAAAUUUAUACCCAAAUGAAGACCCCUCAGAACACAGCGCCUUGGUUAUGCGAGGGUGCGACUAUGGUGCGUUGACAAUGGAUAGAAAACUGCAAGGAAAGCUUCUCCUUCACAUCUUUAAAUACCAACAGCUCAUAUUUGUGUCCUUGUGUGUUGUCAUGCUUGAUAUUGGAACUCCCAUUGAUAGUGUGGACUGGAUGAUGCGCCGAUAUAUCAGUGAUAUAAGCUCAUCCAGUCUCCGGAGACUUCGAUAUGGAUGUAAAUGGGUAAAUCGUUGCAUGUCUAAGUUGUUGGACCGGGACUGGGGGUUUUCAAGUUGGGAAACUUUCCUCUUAUUUCCCCGGUCUCUCCAACAAUACGGAAGAUUUGCAUACACAAAAAACAGUUUCGAAACCUUCGUGGAAGAUAUGGGGACACCCGAUUCAGCACUUCCUUUCGCUGAGAAUGAACUCAGUCCGUACUGCCUUCCUUGUUUCGUUAAAGCGAUCGCCGGUAACGAUUUAAAGUAUAUUGACCUCAUGAAUAUUGGUGAAAAUGUGCUUAUUGAUACAGGCUAG
Molecule: messenger RNA, 1194 nt
Organism: Penicillium verrucosum
Lineage: Eukaryota; Fungi; Ascomycota; Eurotiomycetes; Eurotiales; Aspergillaceae
Exons: 2
Coding region: 1-1194 (397 amino acids)
Source: RefSeq, a predicted model, not a curated record